Messenger RNA from Drosophila takahashii, 1547 nucleotides. It is a transcript of the gene Cyp6a18, whose product is annotated as Cytochrome P450 6a18. Gene Ontology annotation, molecular function: heme binding; iron ion binding; oxidoreductase activity, acting on paired donors, with incorporation or reduction of molecular oxygen. The record is from RefSeq and is a predicted model, not a curated record. Lineage: Eukaryota; Metazoa; Arthropoda; Insecta; Diptera; Drosophilidae.
AUGGCGUUGACAUACUAUCUUUUUCAAGUGGCGGUCGCCUUGCUGGCGAUCGUGACCUACACUCUCCACCGAAAGUUGACUUUCUUCAAGCGUCGUGGGAUUCCUUAUGAUAAACCUCACCCGAUCAGGGGAAAUAUGGAUGGUUAUAAGAAGACCAGGACCGUUCAUGAAAUCUACCAGGAUUACUACAACAAAUAUCGGAAUAGCAAAGCUCCUUUUGUGGGAUUUUACCUCUUCCAAAAGCCCGCCGCCUUCAUUAUCGACCUCGAGUUGGCCAAGCAAAUUUUGAUAAAGAAUUUUUCGAAUUUCUCUGAUAAAGGUAUUUAUUAUAACGAGAAAGAUGAUCCCAUGUCGGCGCAUCUCUUUAAUCUCGAUGGUCCACAGUGGCGUUUGCUGAGGAGCAAACUGUCCUCGACCUUUACAUCUGGUAAAAUGAAGUUCAUGUAUCCCACUGUUCUUUCGGUGGCCGAGGAGUUUAUGGCUGUGAUGCAUGAGAAGGUCGCGCAGAACUCAGUUUUGGAUGUCAGGGAUCUGGUGGCCCGGUUCACGGUGGAUGUCAUCGGAACCUGCGCCUUUGGCAUCCAGUGCAACAGUCUGCGCGACGAGAAGGCCGAGUUUUUGCACUUUGGCCGACGGGCUUUGUUGGACCAUCGACAUGGCAAACUCUUGACGGGCUUCAUGCGCAGCUAUCCCAAUUUGGCCAGGCGAUUGGGUUUCCAACGGAACGCUAAACAUACGCAGGACUUUUAUCACCGCAUUGUCACAGAGACUGUGAGUUUGCGGGAGAAGGAGAAUAUCAAGCGGAAUGAUUUCAUGGACAUGCUAAUUGCCUUGAAAAAUCAAAAGGAAAUGACCCUCGAGAGCGGCGAGGUGGUCAAGGGUUUGACCAUGGAGGAGGUCGUUGCCCAGGCUUUUGUGUUCUUUAUUGCUGGGUUCGAUACCUCAUCGUCGACAAUGGGAUUUGCACUCUACGAGCUGGCCAAGAAUCCGCAGAUCCAGGAGAAAGUAAGAGCCGAGGUGGAGGAGGUUUUGCAGCAACAUGAUCACAAGUUUACCUACGAGUGCAUUAAGGAUCUCAAGUACCUCAACCAGGUUAUAAAUGAAACUCUCCGCCACUAUACCAUAGUACCCAAUGUGGAUCGAGUGGCCGCCAAGCGCUUUGUGGUCCCCGGUAAUCCAAAAUUUGUGAUCGAGGCCGGCCAGUCGAUCAUCAUUCCUUCAUCGGCCAUCCACCACGAUCCCAGCAUCUAUCCCGAACCCAAUGAAUUCCGUCCUGAGCGAUUCUCCCCCGAGGAAUCGGCCAAUCGUCCUUCAGUUGCUUGGCUGCCCUUUGGCGAAGGACCUCGCAACUGUAUUGGCCUGCGAUUUGGACAGAUGCAAGCUCGCACUGGACUCGCUCUGCUCAUCAAGAACUUUAGGUUCUCCACAUGCGAACAAACAGCAGAUCCUCUCAUCUACGAUCCGAAUUCUACAAUUCUUCUCGGGCUGAAAUGCGGAAUUCAUUUGAAAGUGGAGGCUAUCUAAAAGAAAGGUUAUUGAAGAGUGAA